This is a messenger RNA of Gryllus bimaculatus (two-spotted cricket), 2182 nucleotides long. The record is from the annotation of a GenBank genome assembly. Lineage: Eukaryota; Metazoa; Arthropoda; Insecta; Orthoptera; Gryllidae.
AUGCCAUUAAUUUACAUUUUUAUUCCAGCUCCAGAAAUUUUUGCCUGUGCUGAUAACGAAUGUGCAGGAUAUAGUUUCCCUGUUGACUGGUGGUCUUUAGGUGUGUGUGCUUAUGAAAUGUUGUCAGGAACACGACCAUUUGAUAUACAUUCUGCUACUUCAAUUAGUGAUGUGCGAGCUUUAUUUAAUAUGGGUUUGCAGUAUCCAUCAUACUGGAACCGUGGUGUGAAAGACUUAAUUUCCAAGUUAUUGUGUAAUCAACCUGGAGCAAGAAUAAGUUCUUUUGAUGAAUUGAAGAAGGUUCAUUGUCUAAAUAGUGUUGACUUUGAUGCAGUUCUGCAGAAAAAAGGGAAACCCACUUUCAUUCCUCCUAAAAAUCAUUUAAAUUGUGAUCCAACAUAUGAAUUGGAGGAAAUGAUUAUAGAAGCAAAACCACUUCAUAAGAAGAAGAAACGACUUGCAAAGCAAAGGUCUCUUAAAGAAAUGCAAGGAUCACUUUCCUUAGACAUGGAAAUGGAUUUAAACAGUGAUGCUUUCUUGCAACAACUUCCCAACUUUAAACCUUAUAAUAGAGAACUCGACAUGGUAAUUCGUGAACGUGAAACUAAAGAACGUUGUUGGGAAGAAGAACUCCGUAAGUCAAUGGAGGCUUCAAACCCCAUCGAGUGUGCUGCAUCUCUUAGUAAGAAGUGUCAAACAAAAUCAACCAAAGAUCAACAAAGUGAACAACAACAAGAGAAGCCAAGUUCAAAUAAUUCAUCUCCUUCAGCAAAUGCUUCUGUUAUUCAGAAAAUACAUUCACUAAGUAUAGAGAGUGAUGCAUGCAGUUGACAAGUACCCAGUAAUUCAAAGCCUUGCAUCAUGUUUAACAUCAAUAAGUUUAAGAAAGAUAUGAAUCUAGUCAAUACAUUCAAUUUGUUCAGAUGAGAUAGAUGUGCAGUGAAAGAAAAAAAAAGCCUUUCUUAACAUGACAUCUUGCCCAAAAAUAUUUGAAAGCAUUGUUUAAAGGUGUGUUAUAGAAAUGAAUAUUAAAUGUUAAAUAAUACUCGAUCUUCAUAUUACUAAGUAAAAAUAUAUAAGCUAUUGGCAGAGGAGUGCAAGCCUUUAACUUCACAUCAGGGCAAAAAAAAAAAAAAAAAGAAUACAAUGUAUAAGACUGUAUCCAUCUGCUCAAAGAGUUACAUGAAGAAACUUGAAUUGUGAUAGACCUUUUGUUUUGUCUAGAAAACAAGACAGAAUAACAGCAAUAGGAAAUAAAACAAUGAGUGAAUACAUUCAGAAAAGAAAACAAUAGUUAAUUGAGUGUUAAUUUGGUGUGUGUUGUUCUUUCUUAAACCUUAAUGAUUCUAAGCAGAGAACUAUAACACAUCUUUGAAUAUAUAAUACAAUCUCCUGACAAGAACUGUUUACUUAUGAUGCUUGGAAGGAGGAAACAAAGCAACUGAUAGACCUAUGCAGAAAGAUAUUCAAGAUUAGUUUUUCAUCUUGAUUGUUUUGUAAUUUACAAAUUUGGAUUGUGCCUUCUGAGGAAUAACAUUAUGUGGGAACAUUUAGAAAAUGUUUAAAUAAUCUUACUUUGCAGUUACAUAUUAAAUGAGAUAACAUGAUGUCUAUCUGCUCCAUGAAAAGGAGUUCUUGUAGAGAACAUUCUCUCUGUUGCAAAUUUUAGUAAUGAUAAAUGACUACGGGUCCUGUAGAGAAUAACUGUGAUAAGUUACUUCUUCCACUAGUGCUUUUGGUUUUUAGAGUUUUGAAUGACAAGCAAUCAUGGAAGUAAAAGGUCAUGUUAUUUUUAUAGAAACAAAAUCAAAUUUGACAUUUAUUGCUACCCAUUUUGAAAUUCUCUCUGUAAUAAAUGAUUCAUGUACAUGUAUGAACUCCCUUAAUUUGUGAUAUAUUUAAUUUUUACUUUUGUACAUAUAACAUGUGUACACCUGCACACAUGCAUAUACUUACACAAACACACAAACUAAUAUUGUUUUUAUAAUAAAAUUAGUUUAAUGUACUGUCCUUUAUAUCUGGGCAUCUUCAUAUAUGCCUAUGACUUCGCAAACGUACAAUGUUCAAUUUCUGUCAUUUUGUUAAUCUUCUAAAUGAAUACAUACAAUGGCUUUCUGACAUUCUGAUAUAAUGUAGUCAUACAAUUUGACACUUUGUAAAAAAUGUUACAAUUUAAACAAAC